This is a messenger RNA of Xiphophorus maculatus (southern platyfish), 4928 nucleotides long. It is a transcript of the gene rnf17, whose product is annotated as ring finger protein 17. The record is from RefSeq and is a predicted model, not a curated record. Bases 1 to 4776 code for a protein of 1591 amino acids. The transcript is spliced from 38 exons. Lineage: Eukaryota; Metazoa; Chordata; Actinopteri; Cyprinodontiformes; Poeciliidae.
AUGAUGGAGAAAGGAGACAGUCCCAGUGCUGCAAUUUGCAAAUUAUGUGGGAAUGCGUUUAAACUUCCGGAGGAUGAAACCGAUGGUAAUCUGCCCCGUAUACUUGCAUGCGGCCACAUCUUCUGCACAAACUGCCUUGUGUCUAUUCAGUGUGAAGGUGCCAUAAGAUGUCCAGAUUGUGAGUUUUUUGCAACCCUUCCAGAAGGGGGGGUUAAUGGCCUGCAGGAAGAAAGCAGAAUCAUAGGUCUGAUUUACACUGCUGAGAUGAACCAGAUCAAAAGCCUCCGCUGCAAUGGACCAAAGGUGUGCCAGAAGAACAGAUCAUCACCUCGUGCAACCACUAUUUCCAACAGUGACGUUGUGAAGCAGGCAGCAGACAUUGAGAAGAUUGAGAAGACAGUAGAUGAGUCAUUGGUCCAGGCUGCAGAAAAUCUUGCCCAGUUGGAAAACAUCUAUGAGACCCUGACAGCUGACCUGGCAGAGCAGGUGAAGAGAGAGAGAACCCGACUGGAGAUGGAGAUCACCCAGGCCUCAAAUAAAGCUGUGCACGCGAUUCAGAAAUGGAAAGCUACACAGUUGAACCAGCUAAAAAAAAUGGAGACACGGUUUCCCUCCAGCCAGGCAGUGGUGUCCCAUGUCCAGGAGAGGAUUAAAGCUUUGGAGAUCGCCAUGCAGAUGGCCAGAGAAAUACGCCGGGUUCCCUUCUUGGAGCAGUACUGCAUCCUGGAUAAGGUUUUAGAAACACUGCAGACACCAGUGGAUCAGAUGGCCAUUGAUUUGAAAUGCAUCACUGAUGGAACUGGAAUGAGCUGUGUUUUUCAGUCAGAGAACGUGAGCCGGUGUUUGAUGUUGUCUCUGAAAAUGGAGGCCUGCGGCUCAAACGCUGUAACCAAGCAGCUAGUGGGAAGCCACCAAUCAAACAUCUCCAUCAAAAGCUCUUCAAGGAAACAUUUCAAGCACAGAAACGGCUGCUCCAAUCUACCCAGUAGCAAGCCAGAAAAAUGGGAGCCAGAGAGCCAAGGGGCCAGUAGAUCAUCAGCUCAAGGGACCCAUCUGGUCCCACAACCUGGGCCUAAGAUCAGCCUUUCCCCCCACAGCUCGUUCUCAGACCUUGGAAGCCCAGAUGUGAUUAUUGAGGAAUUUUUCGACGAUAACCCAGAGCCUGUGACUCCAACUGGACCUGAAAUGGCCAACAACGAGUGGAGAACCCAAAAGAGACGAAAAUGUCACCUGCUCCGUGACAAAAAGUGUAAGGAAGUUACUCACUGGGUGGUGGUGACCCAUGUGGUGAAUCCAAGUCACUUCUACGUCCGCUAUGUGGCUGAGAAGAAGGAAAGUGAGGUUCUGUCAAGGAAUAUUAACAAACUCUGCUUUGGAGAAGGUUGCCAGUUUACACUGGGAGACACCAUGGAGAGAGGCUCCGUGGUCUUUGUGAAGUGGAAGGAGGUGGUGUGGUGCCGCGCCACAGUGGUUGAAGUCUUUCAGAAAAGCUGUGUUAAGGCUGUGAAGGCCUGUCCCGUCACCCAGCUGGCCAGUUUGCGGGUCUUCUUCCCAGAUUAUGGGUUCACUAAAAGCAUCACCAUCCAGUCCGAGGAGGCGGCUGCCGAGUCUUUACUUAAAGCUGUGAACAACCACCUGAGGAAAGUGGCUGAAUCUGUGAACAUAGAACUGAAAAACUUUGCUCCUCAGGCCGUAAGAUGUUCACUGAAAGACCUGGUCCCAUAUAACCUGACAGAGGGCUGGAGCGAAGAGGCAAAGGCUGAGUUCUGCUGUGUGGUUGGAUCUGCUGCUGUGGAGAUGCGACCUUUGGGUCAGGACAGAGACUCUUUGUUGGUGGAUCUAAGAAAAGCUCCCUUGGAGCAAUCCACUGACGUUCCCAUCUCCGUCAGGGAGUACCUCGUUUUCAUCGAGGUGGCUAGGUUUUACUCCCCAGUGACACUGGGCAGGAAGCCUCUGAUGUACUACUCGCCUGUGUAUCCGGAAGCCAGUACAGAGCUCGAUGCUGUGGUCAGCCACAUCAACAACCUCUCGGACUUCUACAUCCAGCUGGUUGACAACAUGGAGUCCCUGUUGCUGUCAGCCAAGCUUCAGGAUUACUACAAUGCACUGAAAGACGAGGAGUUCCGGGUCUACUGCCCUGCAAUAGGACAGGCUUGCGUUGCUCGUUUUGAAGACAAGUUGUGGUACAGAGCUCAAGUCAUAAGCCAUCCCGGUGGACGAAAGGUGGAAGUUCGAUAUGUUGACUUUGGCAAUAAGCAAGUUUUGUCAGUCAGUGACUUGAGGAAGAUCAAAGAUGAGUUCUUUGCUCUUCCUGCCAUGGCAGUUCACUGCUGUUUGGCAGACGUUACUCCUUUAGACGGAGAGAGUUGGAGUGAAGCCUGCACCAAAAGAUUCAUCAGCCUUGCUCACCAACAACUGGUCACUGUUAUGGCAAAAGGAAAAGUACCUAAGACUGAGCCUUUGCCCCUUGGAGUGUUUGUGGGUGGAGUGAACCAGCCAAAAACCAGCAUAGCUGAGCUGCUGGUGAAAGAAAAUCUGGUCUCCUUUAAAGAGAGCAAGCAGAGCACCAAAAGCAAAAAGCCUUCUCGUCCCGAAUCCACUGUCUGGGAUCCUCCGCUCGAGCUGGGCGCAGGUGCGGUGAAAGCCGAAUCUUCGGGUCACGUCACUAUUGAGGAGCAAAUCGACGACCCUGUGGAGCUGCAGGCGCAGUUGAAGCUGCCGGAUCAGCGCAAAGACCUCCAAGUCAUGGUCACUCACGUCAACUCACCAAGCAGCUUCUACGUCCGACUCACCAAUUCUGACCCUCAGCUUAAAAGAAUAUGCGAACUGGUGAAGCAGGAGUGUGCCCUAAUGGAGCCGCAAGAAGUUGUGUGGAAGGCGGACAUGUACUGCGCUGCCAACAUUAAUGGAGUCUGGGAGAGAGGACGGAUCUGCAGCGACGUCACAUCAAACAACAUUGCAGAAGUCAGACGGUGUGACCAUGGCAACAAAGUGAAGAUCCACGUCAGUAACCUGUACCCACUUCCGUCCUCUUUGAUCGGCUCCCUGGCAAUAGAGUGUACUGUGAAUGACAUCAGGCCAACAGGCGGCCGAUCGACCUGGACAGACACAGCCUGUGACCUGAUCUCCUACUACCUGACAGGAGCUUCAGCUUUGAUGACAAUCAAGGAGGAGACAGAGGAGCAUCCGUUGCCCGUCACGUUGUCCUGCUCCAACAGAAUGGGAGAGUACAUCAGCAUCGCCGACUUCCUGGUCGACGAAGGCCUCGCCUUCCGGGAAAGAAAGCCAAAGGCCACAGCUGUCCAAAAGCCCAAAGUAACUGAUACCCAGACUCCAGCCACUGACCCAGAAAGUUGUGAAAAAGAGAAAAGCACCUCCCCUCCAUCUGUUUCUCCUUUCCCUUCCACCCAAUCUGCUUCCAUUCCUCCAAAACCAUUCCCUCGCUCAAUUAUAACAGCUGAAAAGGUGAAGACUUCAAUGUACAACCCUCCAGAGCUGCCGUGUCCUGGUCACAUCCUCAUCAAUGUUUCUGCUAUUGGAGACGAUGGUGUCAUUUAUGCCAGAACACAGAGUGCAGAGUAUCAAAUUGAACAACUGAAGGAAGGGAUUCAGAAGAGCAUCAAGACGUUACCCAGACAGAAGCCCUACACCUGGAAGUUGGUCCAGGGCUGUGCCGUCAUCGGACCAGACAUGUUGUGGUACCGGGGACAGGUGCUGGAGCUGCUGGGAGGUCACGUUAAGGUACAAUAUGUGGACUACGGUCUGGUUGAGAACAUCCCAGUGGUUCAUGUGUAUCCCAUGCUACUGUGUGUGGAGGUUCCUCAGCUCUGCAUGCCCUGCCAGCUCUUUGGCAUCAACCCUGUUGGUGGGAAAUGGCAACGAGACGGAGUAGCUUUGAUGAGGGAGGUGUUACUGAACCGAUCCGUGGGCAUGCAAGUUGUGGCGCUGCCGGCUGAGCCCCGGGGGGCUGUCACCGUGGAGAUCUUCCUGGAUGGGAUGAGUCUCAGCAGGAUUCUGUGUCACAACGAACACGCCUCCAUGGACGGCGCUCUCUCAACAGAAAAGAGUCUGGUAGUGAUGCCUCCUGCCUCCAUGCUGGAUGUCUGGGAUAUCAACACUGAGAGUCUAAUGGGCCCAGAAGAGCCAGUGUUGGGGUCCUUUGUUAGCCCAAACCUGCCACUAGAGGGAGAACACUUUGAAGUCAGGGUCACACAUUUGUGGACCCCCAAUGAGCUGUUCCUGUGGCCCCUGAAGGACAUGGCUGGCUCAGAGAUGAUGGACGAUUCUUUGGACGAAGCUUUGACUAGAAUCAAUGCGAACAUCACCUCUUUGCCCCGACUGACCAGCUUUCCAUAUGGUGGUCCAUGUUUGGCAGAGUACAGCGAUGGCAAGUACUACCGGGCCAGGCUGAUGAAGUUCACCAGCAUAGAGCCUCUCGUGAUCUUGGUUCAACAUGUAGAUUUCGGAUCUGACGACUCUCUGCCAACCAGCAAGCUGCGACAAAUGCCAUCUGAGCUGCUGCUGUUUCCGACACGCGCAAUAAAAGUCAAAGUCGCUGGCUUCAAGGCGCCGAGCGUGGAGCGGCGCGGAGACGUUCUGCCGUACUGCCCUGCGUGGAGCGUGAAGGCUGUGAUGGAAAUGACAGAUCUGCUGCACAACAACAUCACAGCAACUGUUGUUUCACGAGAGCCAGAGCUCAAAGUUCAGCUGUACAACGAGGACAGAGAGCUGGUCCAUCUGCCUCUGGUGAACAGCGGAUUGGCUGAGCUCGACUAAAACUUACAGGUAUUCUUGUUCCCAUUGUUUUGGGCUUCAGAUAUUGUUUUAUUAAUGCUGCUCUUAGUUUAUACUUGUUGGGGGGGAAAUAAGUUGCAUCAAUCUGUUCAUGUUUGACUGUUGAGUUUAAAUAACCAAUGUUUUCAUGACCA